AUGAUGAAAAAAUUAAUACUUUUUGUACUUUUCCAAGUUUAUAUAAUUUGUAUCAAAAAUGUGAAAUCAGUUCAUCAUAAAAAAUUUUUUACCAUAAACCAUGUUAAUGUACCCAUAAAAGUGAAUACAAAUCAACAUAGAAAGUUAGGUUAUAUAGAUUUGAAAAGAAAGAAUAAUGACGAAAGAAAACGAAAUCCAUUUGAUGCUAAGUUAUCUAAUCAGAAAUGUCCUUUAAGGAAAGUUACGUUUAAAGGUUUAAUGAAAGCUACGGGUAUUUCUAUACCCCUUCUUUUUGGUAGUUUAAUGUUAUAUAAUAAAAUAAUAAAUGAUAAUAGUAAUUUAAGUGCACCCGAAAAAGUGAUGGGAAGAUAUUUAUAUAAACAUAAUAAUAAAUUAUUAUUAAGUAAUGUUUUAGAUAAUGAAAGAUCACAUAAUAUUUUUUAUUAUAUUAUAAAUAAUAUAUUUAAUAAUAUAAGAAUGUUUAUAAAUUUUUAUUUGAAUAUAAAAAAAGUUAAAUCUAAAGAUAUUUUGAAAGAAUAUACUAUAUUAUUUUUUCAUUCAUAUAAUGUAGAUAGAUUUUUACAAUCAAGAAAUAUCAAAACAUAUUCAGAAAGACUUAAAGAAAUGUACAAACAAAUUAAUAAAGAUAAUAAUGUGAAUGUUAUAUAUAUACCAUUAGAUAAUAAAUUAAUGUUUAAUAUUAAACAUUUUAGUAACAUGAAUAAUUGGUACAGUGUUUUAUUUCAUGAUAAAGAACAUAUAUUAAAAUUAAUUAAGAAAUAUAAUAUUAUGAAUAUACCUACUAUGGUUUUAUUAGAUCGUAAUAUGAAUAUUAUUAAUGAUAAUAUUAAUUAUUUAUUAUUAUAUGAUAAUCAAGGUUUUCCAUAUAAACAUAUUAAUAAUUUUACAUAUAUUAAACAUGUUUAUGAUAAAAACAAUAAUCAAUAUAACUUGAAAAAUCUAAAUUCAGAUUAUAUCUUCUUCUAUUUUAAUAAUAGUAAGGAUAACAAACAGGAUAUACAGACUUUGUUAAAAAUUAAAAAGAAGUUAGCACAAAAAAAUAUCAAACUCGAUAUUAUUUUUAUACGAGAUAUAGAAAGAAAAAUUACACAAAAUGAAAAAAGUGAAAAAAAUGAAAAGAAUGAAAACAAUAUGUUAGACACAACAAACCAAAAAGAUCAAGAAGGUAUUAGCAAAAAUAAUAAUAAAUUGAAAGUUGAUGAGAAAGAUAAAAACAAACUAAGAAUCAAUGAUAAUAACAAUAAUAAUAAUAAUAAUAAUAAUAAUAAUAAUAAUAAUAAUAAGCAUGGUGUAGAUAAUAAUGAUACUAUGCAUAACAAUCAAAAUAACAAUAUGCCCAUGGAAGAUUAUCUAGAUGAUGUUUAUUAUCUAGGUAAUUUAGAAAACAAUGUUAUAUACAAAUUAUUAUUAUAUGACAUAUUUGAUGUUACUUUUAAACCUAUUAGUAUCUUAGUCAAUAAAAAAGGAAACUUAUUAAACAAAUAUAUUAAUGUUAGUAAAAAGGAAAAUGAAAUAACCACAUUUAUUUUAAGUAAUCAUAAAAGUUUAAAUGAAAAAGUUAAUGAGAAAAAUUAUUUGUUCAAAUAUAAUAAUAUUAGUAGCAUGAAUAAUUUAAAUGCAUUUUCACCAAUAUUUAUUUUAUUUAGUGAUAAAUUAGAUUUAGAUUUAUUAAAACAAUAUAAUGAAUUAAUUGAAGAAUAUAAUAAAAAUAGAAAAGGAAAAAAAAUUAAUUUCUAUUUCUUACCAAACCAGGAAAAAAAAUAUGAUCCUUUAAAAAAAUUAUGUUCAAUUAAUAAUACAACCGAAAUAGUUAUAUUAGAUUUAUUUAAUCAAAAAUUAUACAAAGAAAAUGGAAAUAAUAUUAAUAUUAUAAAGAAAUUAGAGAAUGGAAAAUAUAUUAUUGAUAAAGAAAAAUUUUUCAAUUUUUUAAAUAAAUAUUAUGAUGAUGAAUUAUAUGCUUCUACGAUUAUCUUAACAAAAGAAUCAACAUCUUAA
This is a messenger RNA of Plasmodium falciparum 3D7, 2016 nucleotides long. It is a transcript of the gene ATrx1, whose product is annotated as thioredoxin family protein. The record is from RefSeq and is a predicted model, not a curated record. NCBI's taxonomy places the organism in Eukaryota, Apicomplexa, Aconoidasida, Haemosporida, Plasmodiidae. Gene Ontology annotation, biological process: cellular oxidant detoxification.